AUGGUCAAGUUCCCCGUGGAUGCCGAGGCAGCUGUCUACACCGUCCAGGUGCAGGAGGUUUAUGGGGACAUGCGAGCAGGGACCCUGCGCUACAUCUGUGGGCUGCCUCUGGAGCCUGACGAGGCUGCCCGCUACGUGUUGCCCACCGUGCUACGUCCCCGCUACACUCCCCAUGAGCUGCCGUACACCCUGAGCCUGAGCGCCACACUGCAGUCGUCCCACAGCAUCAACCACAUGCUCUCCAACUGCCCCCUCUCUCCCCUGAGCUAUACAGCCAGGAACCGAACCACUGCCCAGGUGUCACUGGCCCAGGCUCCCCCGUGGGACUGGGAUGUGGAGCUGCUGGUGUAUUACACGGAGCCACACAAACCUAGCGUGGUGCUGGAGGCAGGGCUGCCUGGAGCCAAGCCAGGCUCCCUGAUGGGCGACCCGGCCGUGAUGGUGACCCUGCUGCCCAGCAUGCCUGAGGUGGUGCCAGCGCAGAGCCGGGCCGGGGAGUUCAUCCUCUUGCUGGACCGCUCCGGCAGCAUGUCGUGCCCCAUGGACAGCAGGACCUCUUCUGCCAAUGCAUCAACAGAGACCCUGAUCCUGCUGUUAAAGAGUUUGCCCCUGGGCUGUUAUUUCAACAUCUAUGGCUUUGGGUCUGAGUUCGAGUCCUUCUACCCGCAGAGCGUGGAAUAUACCCGGCAGACCAUGGCCGAGUCCUUGCAGCUCGUCCAGCUGCUCCAGGCUAACCUGGGAGGCACCGAAAUCUUGGAGCCACUACUAGCCAUUUACUGCAGCGCCUGCCGGGACGGGCACCCACGCCAGCUGUUCGUGUUUACGGAUGGGGAAGUAGAGAAAACCCAAGAUGUCUUCACAGAGGUGUGGAGUCACCGGGGGACCCACAGGUGCUUCUCCUUUGGCAUCGGGGACGGAGUUUCCACAGCUCUGAUCAAAGGCAUCGCCUGGGCAGGGGGCAGCGCCGACUUCAUCACUGGCCAGGACCGCAUGCAGCCCAAGGUGCUUCAGUCUCUGAAACCGGCCCUGCAGCCGGCAGUGACUGGGAUCUCACUGAGCUUGGAUCUGCCCCCUGGGAUACAGGCACAGCUGCUGCCGGGGCCCGAGGUGAUCUUCGCUGGGCAGCGGUGCCUCGUCUACACUCAGCUCUGCGGUCAGCCCCAGCCCCCAAACUCUCCCAUGGGGGGCGUCACCCUGCAGUAUGGCAGCCAGGACCAGACCUACAAGGAGAUACUGCAGUUCCCCUGCAGCCAAAGGAUGGAGACAGUGGCUGGAACGCAGGCGUUCAGGGCUGACCCCGUGGCUCUCUCUCCCAGGCACAGGCUGCCUGUUCAUCGGCUGGCAGCCAAGUCGCUGCUGCUGGAGCCUGAGGGGGCUGUGGGCGCUGACCGGGCACCGGAGGAGUCUCCCUUGCUGAGGCUGGUGUCUUUGCAAAAUGCCAACGGUUUGUGGGACCUGGACCCCAGGCUUGCUGCCGUGCUGGGGGUGAGCGAGACCGAUGCCAGGGAGAGGAUACCCAGGGAGGACAUGAACCCCAGCAUCUGGGCCACGGUGCUAGCCGUGGUCUGGCUGCACGACCGGGCCAUGGGGCAGCGUGAUGAGCCCUCCCCUUGUUCCCUGAGCUGGUGUCUCUCCACUGACCCCCCUCUCAUUUCAGGGGCCCAGCUGAGCGAGUGCCUGGAAGCCGCCAAAGCCCUGCUGGACUGCAGCGUUGGCCAUGCUGUCUUUGGGCUCUGA
Gopherus evgoodei (Goodes thornscrub tortoise) is the source of this 1737-nucleotide messenger RNA. RefSeq names its product von Willebrand factor A domain-containing protein 5A-like. The record is from RefSeq and is a predicted model, not a curated record. NCBI's taxonomy places the organism in Eukaryota, Metazoa, Chordata, Testudines, Testudinidae.